ACUUCAGAUUUGUCUCUGACGAGCCAUGGAUUUCAUGCGGCGUGCUUUAUCCCUGUCCAAAAGUUUCGCUCAAGCGUCCAGCUGCAGCAUCUCACACGUCAGACAUGGCGUGUCAAGUUCCGCCAGAGGCGGUGGUGUGUCCUGGCCAUUUCUGGGUCGGCUGAGCACUCCGUUCCCUCCGUUCUUUCUAUCUCGGAGAAAUUUGUCUUUCGCUUCUGGACCUCCGUUCUUGCAGAGUUCACAGAUGCCUAUCAAAAUCUACAACGCAAGCUGCAGACAAUUUGCCACAAGGAACCUCCAUGGAAGGCUUUUCUACAAGCGACGGCCCAAAAUGAUACCGAAGUGGAGCUUCAACCCGCGGUCAAAAUGGCUGGAGGGCGCUGGAAAUCGGAAGGGCGUCUGCACAAAGGUUUUUAUCACCUCUCCGAAGAAGCCCAACUCGGGCCAAAGAAAAGUUUGCUAUGUCCGCCUUUCCAAUGGACGCAUCGUGAAGGCCUACAUUCCUGGCAUGGGCCACAAUCUCCAGGUACACUCUGUGGUUAUGGUCAGAGGUGGUCGCCGCCGAGAGAUUAUUGGUUGCAACUACACCUGCAUGAGGGGCCAAUACGAUCUCCUUCCAGUAAAAAAUCGUGGGAGCAAGCGCUCAAAGUAUGCGAUAAAGCGGCCCAACACGGAGCCGAAUCGCCUACGAUGGAAACAAGAUAAGCACACUGCGAACCAGACAACAAUAGUGGAUCGCCGUUUGCAUUUCCACAGGACUGGAGAAUGGGUUGACGACAGUGUCAAUCUUCAUGCAGACAGAUUUCUGCCCCCGCGGGGGCCAAGCAUCACUCGUCGCCAUGCAAUUUCAAAGCAGAAAUGAUUCUUUGUGAGGCCGUUGCCUGCAGGAAAACGAG
This is a messenger RNA of Cladocopium goreaui, 896 nucleotides long. The record is from the annotation of a GenBank genome assembly. Lineage: Eukaryota; Dinophyceae; Suessiales; Symbiodiniaceae.